Messenger RNA from Alternaria infectoria, 1158 nucleotides. RefSeq lists its product as uncharacterized. Bases 1 to 1158 code for a protein of 385 amino acids. The transcript has a single exon. Lineage: Eukaryota; Fungi; Ascomycota; Dothideomycetes; Pleosporales; Pleosporaceae. The record is from RefSeq and is a predicted model, not a curated record.
AUGGCCAAAGUACACAAACUCGUCUCUUUGUAUGCCGCCCGACCCAAGCUCGCGCAACUAGUCAGGAGCAUUGACCUUUUCCGGGACGCCGAAACCCACGAUGAGCGCACUUCCGAGCGCAAACGUCGAGUGAAGGGACGGGGUAUCUACAUGCCUAUCAUGAGGUCGUCCGGCAUUACAAGGCGCCUCCAGCGGAUGCUAAAGUAUGACUUGCGUCGAAAGAACGUCCAGGCAGACAUGGCUCUUCUCCUACUACAGAUCCCCAACAUACAGCGCUUAUUGCUAGGAGGGUUGUCACAUGGUGAUAUCCGCUUCCUCGAUCCAGUGUUCUUCAAAACCUCGGCCUCCACCGCAAAUGUAGCUUCUUCAGACGCCCACCGCUGUCGGCCCUAUCUGAAAGAAAUUAUCAGAAAGCGACUCAAAACCCGGUUGAACAAGCUAGAGAUCCCUUUCGGUGGGCUAUGGGACUCUGUCAACGGGCAUCAGACUUUCGAUUUGAGCGAGUACGCUCACCUCACACAUGUGACCACAUGCGUCGAUGAACUGAUGACGCCUAAAUGGACGGCAUGGGGAUCCGAGCCUGACUACGAACUUGGCGUACUGCCGAAGACGUUGACCCAUCUUACGCUCGGAGGUACAUGCUGGGACUUUGACCGUCUCCUGACGCAUCUCGUCGCACAGAAAGCCACUGGAGUAUUGCCGAGAUUGCGCAGCCUCACCAUCUACACCCAUCAUCAAGUGGGGCGAGAGGGCAUGGGAGAUGACCGCGCAAAGUUACCCAACCGUGCGCGAUUGAAUCACACCGUUACGCAUGUCCAGGCACUCCAAGAUGUCGGAAUAACAGCAACACUAAGACACACCGGUCCAGAUCAUAUGCGUUACUUCUGUCGGCUGAACAUGAUCGACACUGGUUAUCGGUCCCGUCAUGUGCUCGGGCAGCUAGAACCUCUAGAGAUGCGAGGGUACUUCGAGCAUUGGCGGCAUCGAGCGACUGAUAUGGAGGUAAGACGACUAGCGCAUGAACGUAUGCUGGAGCAAGAGGAGCAGCCAGAGGCAUAUGAGCCGAGUACACACGGAGAUAAGAAUUCUUUUACCGAUGUCGACGGAUCUAGUGAGGCUGAAUGGGAUAGACUCGCAAAUUUGGCCCUCAAUGACUGA